CCAGGCUGCCAGCACCUUUCUCACUGAUAUCCCUGUGCCAGUGUCACCGAGCCUGGGUCAAUGCUGCCCAGCAAUGGGCUCAUCCUCAUGGCAGAGAGCUGGCAAAGGGAUGGUGCAGGGAGUCAGCCCGUGGGUCAGCCCUGAAGGGUGCAGAUACUCGCCAAGGAUACUCGCUUGGGAGCUUCACAGAAUGAGCAGGGACCAUGAACUGUGUGUGCUCCUUCCACAGCCCCUUUGUCUGCCUUAAGGGGAGAGGAGCUGUGAAUCCAGUUUUGCUUCUGCAAAACCAGCAUAAAAUCACAGCUGCCCUCAGCUGCCCACUGAGAUAAGGAAUUUAGGAUGCUUUAGGCAGCGUGGGUUCAGUCAUGAAGAUUUUGGUUGGGUUAUGUAAUAAAGAAUCAAUAUCAUAGCCCAGCUCCUUUGGGAGCUGCUUGAAGGCGAUGUGCCUGCUUCCUUCCAGCACGUCCUCCCUUCUAGCUGCCUUUGCGACGGCUUUCUGUGCUGACAAAGGAGGGGAGGAGGGAGGGACAGGAGAGUCUUUGCAUGAAAGCAGCCCGAGCUCCCACCGAGCACCCGGGGCUGGAGUGGGGAGAGGAAGAAACGGGCAGGAGCUGUAGGGCGGUGUUGCGGGUGGGAGGAGAAAGCCGGACCGGGAGCUUCUAUAUAUGAGGGGUGCGGUGGCGAGCCGAGUCCAGCCUGAAGCCAUGCGGGGCCGGGGGCUGCUCUGCGGCAUCGCCCUCUCGCUGCUGCUGCAGCCGCCGCGCAGCGCAGAGGCUGGUGGCACAGAGCCGCAGCCCGCCGUGCUGGUGCUGAGCUGGGACGCGCUGCGGAGCCCCGGCGGAGAGCAGCAUCCACUCCAAGCUGAAGUUCGGAUAGAGGCAGAAGGCCAGGAGCUCAUCUUGGACUUAAAGAAAAAUGGAGACCUGUUUGCACCAGGCUACACUGAAACUCACUACAGCCAGACAGGACAAGCACGGACCAUUCCUCUGGCCCACACUGAGCACUGCUUUUACCAGGGAGUGGUGCGGGGCAGAAAGCACUCCAGCGUGACGCUCAGUUCAUGCCAAGGGCUGCGAGGCCUCAUUGUACUGAGAAGCAAUUGCAGCUAUGUCCUGGAGCCACUUCCUGACAACCCAGACCUGCACCAGAUCUACAGGCUGGAUGAUCUGAGGAUGCCAGCAGGAGCCUGUGGCCACCAGGACUCCAUGGCCACAGCCAGGAAUUGGCUUGGGGACUUUGCAGCUGGGGUGAAAUUCCCCAACCACAGGGUGAGGCGGGAAGCUCUGCAGGCUAUGAAGUAUGUGGAGCUGCUGCUUGUGGCUGACUAUGCAGAGGUUCAGAAACAUCAUUUCAACAUUGAAGCAACAAGGCUUAAAUUAGUGGAGGCUGCUAAUUACGUGGAUAAGUUUUACAGGUCCCUGAAUAUCCGGAUUGCCUUGGUGGGGCUGGAGAUCUGGAGUAAUGGGAACAAAUGUGAUUGCACUGAGAAUCCUUACUCCACCCUGAAGUCCUUCCUGGCCUGGAGCAGCAAGGAGCGGGUGUACAGAAAGCAUGAUAAUGCCCAACUAAUCACGGGUGUGCCCUUCCAAGGUACCACAGUAGGUUUGGCUCCUGUGAUGUCCAUGUGCUCAGAUUUCCAGUCAGGAGGAGUAAACAUGGACCACUCUGAUAAUGCCAUUGGUGUUGCUGCUACUAUUGCCCAUGAGAUGGGCCACAAUUUUGGCAUGAAUCAUGACUCAUCUGGCUGCUGUACCACCCGUGCAGAGGAAGGAGGCUGCAUCAUGGCUUCUGCCACUGGGCACCCAUUCCCCAGAGUGUUCAACCAGUGCAACAGGAGAGAGCUGGAGAAGUAUCUGCACUCAGGUGGAGGGAUGUGCCUUUCCAACAUGCCAGAUACCAAGAGAAUGUAUGGAGGGAGGAAAUGUGGAAAUGGCUACUUGGAAGAAGGGGAGGAGUGUGACUGUGGAGAGGUGGAGGAAUGCAAUAAUCCCUGUUGCAACGCCAACAACUGCUCCCUGAAGCUGGGUGCUCAAUGUGCCCACGGCAGCUGCUGUCAUGAGUGCAAGCUGAUGUCUCCAGGAACUCUCUGCAGGGAAAAGUCAGGACUAUGUGACCUCCCAGAGUACUGCACUGGGCAGUCACCGUUCUGCCCCUCCAACUCCUACCAAAUUGAUGGGACUUCCUGUGAAGGAGGAAAGGCAUAUUGCUAUAAUGGCAUGUGUCUCACAUACAAAGACCAGUGCUUGCAGCUGUGGGGGCCAGGAGCAUGGCCAGCACCAGACACCUGCUUUGAGAAAGUCAAUGCUGCUGGAGAUGUCUACGGGAACUGUGGGAAGGACGUCUACGGCAACUACAGGAAGUGUGAGAAAAGAGAUGCUAAAUGUGGGAAGAUCCAGUGCCAGAGCUCUGCUUCCAAACCUGUGCUGCCCAAUGCCGUGCCCAUAGACACAACUAUCUCCCUGCAGAGGACGAAGGUGAGAUGCCGAGGGACUCAUGUGUACAGAUCUGAGAAUGAAGAAAAGGAGAUGCUGGACCCUGCCUUGGUGCUGACAGGAACAAAAUGUGGCAGCCAUCAUGUUUGCUUUGAGGGACGCUGUCAGAACACAUCCAUCAUCUUUGAGUCUGAAAGCUGUAGUGAGAAGUGCAAUGGCAAUGGGGUCUGCAACAACAACAAGAACUGUCACUGCAACCCGGGAUGGGCUCCCCCAUUUUGCAACAAGCGUGGGGACGGAGGAAGCUUGGACAGUGGCCCUCCAUCACCAGAAGGCUCUUCAGCAGUAGUGAUAGCUCUGGCCAUCCUAGCUUCCAUUCUUCUUCUCAUUGGAAUCGUGCUUUUGUUCUAUUAUCUGAAGUGCUGGAACAAAUUUGUCAUCUGUUCUCUAAAGAAGGCUCCACAGAUCAGCGAUGCCUCUGGAAAUGGCCAUGCAAACCCUGCCUUCAAAUUGAGAACCCCCCAACAGCAGAGGAAGGUGAUUGGUUUCCCUGAAAUCCCCUCAAAACCUCCUCCCCAACCAGCUCCUUGCCUCCAAAUUAACAUGCAGCAGCAGUCUGCCUUCACCAGCUACAGCUAUGGUACGGGAAGUCCUGCAGGACCGGUGCAUCCAGCACUGGCAAAGGAUGUGCUCCGGCGGACACCCCCAAGCAGGCCAGCACCUCCAGCUCCCAGAUCCCCCCCCUCUCAGGACAUUUCAAGGCCCCGGCCGCCCCAAAGAGCUUUGCCAGCCAACCCAGUCCCAAGCAGGUGCAGAGCACGGCCUGGGGACAGCCCUGCCAUCCCACUGCCUCCUGCUCGACCCAGGAUCCCAGGACAACUCCAGCCUGUGGCAGAGAACACUGGUGCUAGGACAGCUGGAGCAGUAAACAUGCUGAGAAGAGGACAGCCAGGCUCCAGUGCACACCCAUGAAUGUGAUGGCUCUGAUCUUCAAGAAGGACUGGAUGGCCUUCAUCAUCCAGAAAUUUUUUCAUUGGCCAUUAGGUUUUUUUCCACUUAGCCUUAUCUGUUUCCUAUGUGACUCAAGAGGCUGCAGGCAGACUUGGCAGGAGUGCACCCAAGAAGCGAGCCGGUACAUGCCAAGCUGAAACCUUCUCUCUGUGCUAAUAGCCUUUUCUUUAUAAGGACAAUUUGUUUAUGUGGUAUUUAUAUGUUAUUGUGCAAUAUUCAAUGCAGGGAUGGGGCAAUGUGGGCUUCAUGUAUUUUUUUAGCAGUUAUUUAAGUAUUUCCAGGGGGUGCAGGUGUUGGCCUUGAUGGCCUUUCAUCGAUUAACUAGCCCUAUUGGCUUCCUCAGCCAUCCAGGCAGCUGCAGGAGCAAUCAGUGGUGCUAUAGAGAAACAGCUAUCUCUUGGGAGACCAAGAGGCAGCUGCUGAUAAUUUUCUUCAGUUCAUUCAGUUUACAGCAGCCAGCAAGGUGGGCCACAACAGAGAGCAAACCAUGGAAAUAUUUCUGGUUAAAGUCACUCUGGAUUUUGGUCAACUUUCAUAGAAAAUAUGAAUUAUUUUCUCCGUAAAACUUUCUUCAUCAAGCAUUGUGCAACCUUUCAGUCCUCCAGCACUCCUUGCCUUGGUGCUGUAGGACCAACAUGAUCUGUGUGUUCUCUGUGUCACUGGGACACAGCUGAGGUACGACAGGGACUCUCUCCCCCAAGACAUGGAGCUGUAGUGGCCAGCAACAGCCAGUACUGAAACCUCCUCCCCACCACAUGGUACCACAGAAUAUCGAUUGCACUUUAUUGUGCAUCCCUUCAGUCUGUGCUGAGCAGUAAUUCAGCACAAGCUGACUACUCUUCAUACCAGUAAGAAACCUGCUCUCAUGUUGACCAGGUGGUAGUACAGCAGAAAUAGUGAUGACACAUGGUGCUUUUGUAGGACAGCUUUGCUUACUCCAGGUUUUUUUCUUAAGGACUUGGAUGGAGAGAGCUGUGUGCACUUUAAGCAGCUGAUUGAUAGUUCUGACCCUCAGAACCCUCCCUUGUGAGCUUGAUUUUUUUUUUUUUUUUCUCCUGGUGGUUUGAGUUUUUUUUACAUUUUUUUUUUCUUUUUCCUAAGGAUUUUAAAAUAAUACCUUUUUUAAUGCUAUUUUUUUAAAUUAUUCUUUCCCUUUAUUAUUUCCUCCUGGGAGAACACAGGGAAUUCUGGAGCUGUAUACAACAAUAACGCUGUGUUAUGUCUGAUAUUUUAUGGACAGCUCCUCAAACAGUGUAAUUGGUGCUGCAUGUGUAAAAAAAAUUGUAUUGUUGGUUUAAAGAAAAAUAUUUUUGUUCUGGUUGUGUUUCCCUAAGUACUACUAUUUAGGAAAAACAAAAACAAAGUCUAAACCUGAGCACUCAUUAUGCUACACACAGAAGUAUAGCUAUAGGAUGACUGAAACCACACCAGUUUUUGCAACUUUACUACCUCUUUCUUCACAAGGAAGAAGUAUACGGGGUCUGUCUUGAAUGACUGGUUAAUUAUCCAUUACCUUGAUCAUUUUAGACCUUUUCUUAUCUUCUGUAUGUCUGGAAAAAAAAACAAACAUAAAUUACUCCUCUCUGAAAUAAGGAAUGACGAGCAAAACGCUUUGCCUUUCUAAUGGUGAUAUAUGUAUAUUCUUUUUCUAUAGAUGGGGUAUUUUGCAUAUAAACAACCCUCCAAUUUUGUUAUUUUACUGCUCAUAGGCAGGGGCCUAGACAUCUAAUUUGCAGUAACCUGGGUACAAAUGGUGCUCACAGUAGUACAGGUUCAAACACAGGAACUCUUAUGUCUGCAUAAGAGCCUGUGAUCUUUAUUAAAUAACCACCAAAAAGAAUGUUUUCAGUGCAUUUCAUGUGAGCAUGGGUUCAAGCUUUUAAAAAAACGUCCCCAGACACAAAGCUAAUAGAAAUCCCAAUGGAACCCUUUGCUACUGGUAUCUCAUAAAUACAUUCUGGAGAUUUUCAGUCUUUCUAAAUUUUCACGUGUGCACCAGAUGAGUGCAUGAUAAUGGGAACUGCAGGAGGAGUAAAAGCUGCUAAAAUAUGGUAUUUUUUAAAAGGCAAUGUUACUUGGAAGAAUGCAUACAAAAAUACAUCUCACUUUCUUCUAUGUCCACAUACUAAAGGUUUACAGCAACAUUCUCUGUGCAUCUAUGCAAAUACUUGAAGAAUGCCACUCAUUGUGCCUUUUGCCUAG
Messenger RNA from Lagopus muta (rock ptarmigan), 5645 nucleotides. It is a transcript of the gene ADAM19, whose product is annotated as ADAM metallopeptidase domain 19. The transcript is spliced from 23 exons. The coding region runs from base 666 to 3404 and encodes 912 amino acids. NCBI's taxonomy places the organism in Eukaryota, Metazoa, Chordata, Aves, Galliformes, Phasianidae. The record is from RefSeq and is a predicted model, not a curated record. Gene Ontology annotation, molecular function: metalloendopeptidase activity. Gene Ontology annotation, biological process: membrane protein ectodomain proteolysis.